UUGGGGAGGCUGUCUAAUAGAAACAUACAACCUUUGUUUGAGCUCAUCCUCAGAUAAAUAACUCAAAUCUUCAUUGAUUCUCCAGUUCUGACAAUUCCAUCACACGUCAGUCUUUGACGGACUGUCACUUAGGAAUGGGAAGCAACCAAUCAUGGGUCACAGAAUUCAUCCUAGUGGGAUUCCAGCUCAGUGCAGAGAAAGAAGAGCUCCUCUUCUGGAUCUUCUCCCUGUUAUAUAUCUUCAGCCUCCUGGCCAAUGGCAUGAUCUUGGGACUCAUCUGUCUGGACCACAGACUACACACACCCAUGUACUUCUUCCUCUCACACCUGGCUGUCCUUGACAUGUCCUAUGCUUCCAACAAUGUCCCCAAGAUGUUGGCAAACCUACUGAACCAGACCAGAACCAUCUCCUUCAUUCCAUGCAUAAUGCAGACUUUCUUGUAUUUGGCCCUUGCUGCUACAGAGUGCCUGAUUUUGGUGGUGAUGUCCUAUGACCGGUAUGUAGCCAUCUGCCACCCUCUCCAGUACACUGUCGUCAUGAGCUGGAGAGUGUGCACAAUCCUGGCUGUCACUUCCUGGUCAUGUGGGUUUACCCUGUCCAUAGUACAUGCAACUCUCCUUCUAAGGUUGCCCUUCUGUGGGCCCCGGGAUGUGAACCACCUCUUCUGUGAAAUUCUGUCUGUCCUCAAGCUGGCCUGUGCUGACACCUCGAUUAACCAAUUGGUCCUCUUGGCUGCCAGUGUUUUUGUCUUAGUUGGACCCCUUUGCUUGAUGCUUGCCUCCUACAUGCACAUCCUCUGGGCCAUCCUAAAGAUCCAGUCAAAGGAGGGCCGCAUUAAGGCCUUCUCCACCUGCUCCUCCCACCUCUGUGUGGUUGGGCUCUUCUUUGGCAUAGCCAUGUUGGUUUACAUGGUCCCAGACUCCAAUCAACGAGAGGAGCAGGAGAAAAUGCUGUCCCUAUUCCACAGUCUCUUCAACCCAUUGCUGAAUCCCCUCAUCUACAGCCUGAGGAACGCUCAGGUGAAGAGUGCCUUCCACAAAGCGUUGCAGAAGAAGAGGUGAGGGGUAGAUAGAAUAUUAGUUGGAUGGGGAUUUGCUUUUAAAACAUGUGGUUUGCUGAAGCAAAACUCAGAACAAUUUUCCAUUUGGAAGUUUUAUAUAAAAAUGCGAAUUGUUCUAAUUCUAGCUUUGAAAAUAAUGCAAAAUUACAGUGAACAAAAUAAUAUAUUAUUAUAAUUGACAUUGCUUUCCCACUGAAAACUCUAUGGAGUAUGCACCCAGUUGCUGGAUUAAAUUUCAUUGUUGAGAGUCACCUCUAUUUAGAGAGUGGAAGAGAUAGAAAAGCUAUUUUUCCCCUGGUAUUUGCAUCAUUUUCUUGGUAGUUUAUUGCAAAUCUCUGCUUUUGAAUGAAAAGCAAA
Molecule: messenger RNA, 1417 nt
Organism: Microcebus murinus (gray mouse lemur)
Lineage: Eukaryota; Metazoa; Chordata; Mammalia; Primates; Cheirogaleidae
Product: olfactory receptor 2A2-like
Biological process (GO): G protein-coupled receptor signaling pathway
Cellular component (GO): membrane
Molecular function (GO): G protein-coupled receptor activity; olfactory receptor activity
Source: RefSeq, a predicted model, not a curated record